Messenger RNA from Hibiscus syriacus, 497 nucleotides. RefSeq lists its product as uncharacterized. NCBI's taxonomy places the organism in Eukaryota, Viridiplantae, Streptophyta, Magnoliopsida, Malvales, Malvaceae. The transcript is spliced from 2 exons. The coding region runs from base 30 to 482 and encodes 150 amino acids. The record is from RefSeq and is a predicted model, not a curated record.
CUUUCUUUUAGCUUAUCUUUUGAGCCAAGAUGGCGAAGAUUGUUAUGGUAAUUCUAUUCUCAUUACCUAUAGUCCACACAUUCCAAUUCGUGAUAAGUGAAGAAGUGAAAAUCAAAGACGAGAAAACUGAAGGCCAUGGUGGGUUGGAGAAAACUUCACUAACUGAUGACAAAGAUCAUGGAAAGGUUGAAGAAAAAGAGAGUGUGGAUGAUGAAAAGGCUAAAAAAGGCAAGGAGCAUGGUCAUGUGAAAGCUAAAGAAAAAGAGAGUGUGGGUGAUGAAAAUGCUAAAGAAAAGGAGAGCGUCGGCGAUGAAAAGGCUAAAGAAAACGAUAGCACCGGUCAUGGAAAGACUAAAGAAAAAAAGAGUGUCGAUCAUGCCAAGGCUAAAGAAGAAAAGAGUGCCGGUCAUGCAAAUGCUAAUGGAAAUGAUAAAGAAGAUCAUACAAAGGCCAAGUGCCGGUCCUGCAGAGGCGAAACGUGAUCAUUAACUAAGCGA